This is a messenger RNA of Penicillium bovifimosum, 327 nucleotides long. RefSeq lists its product as uncharacterized. Bases 1 to 327 code for a protein of 108 amino acids. Lineage: Eukaryota; Fungi; Ascomycota; Eurotiomycetes; Eurotiales; Aspergillaceae. The record is from RefSeq and is a predicted model, not a curated record. The transcript is spliced from 2 exons.
AUGAGCCAUCUUGUGUUUUGCUUCGAACCGCCAAGCCCGGAGUUUUAUGAUGAAGUCCACCGCCAGACCACCUAUCCUUUCUGGAAAUGUGAACAACUGGUUCUGCGACCCGAGUAUAAAGCACUGGCUACUAUACCAAUAGCAGAAGUUGCUGAACCUAACGUCUCUGGAAUUGAAUCAGAGUCUGACUCUGACUUCGGUCAAAACGACGAUGAAUCUGAGCCGGAGGGUGAACCAGUCGACGUCCUCGCGAUUGGAACGGAGAACGCAGUACAAGAAUUUCUUGACCUAAUCAAACAGGAACGCGCAAAUGGGAAUGCAAUUUGA